AUUUCUGAAGUGAUACUAGGAAAAGAAGAUGAACAAUUCCUUGGAUUAUCUGGCCUACCCUGUUAUCGUCUCUAAUCACAGGCAAAGCACAACCUUCAGAAAGAAACUGGACUUUGGCCACUACCUAUUUCAUAAGAAUAGAAUACAAAUAGUGAAGCCUACUGUUGAUACCAAACCUCCAGUGGCGCAUACACAUCAUAUUUUAAAAUUGAGCAAACUACAGGGUGAACAAAAGAGGAUCGACAAAAUUGAGUACGAAAAUAAGCAACUAUGCCAGAAAAUUGCGAAUGCUCAUCGAGGCCCUGCCAAGGUGGAUUGCUGGAAUGAAUAUUUUACCAAGAGCUUAAACAGAGAAUCGAGGAACCGUGAGCUAGUGAGAAUCACGGUGGAAAACCAGGGCAUUCUGAAGAGGCUUGGCGACCGCAAACCCCAUUAUGACCGUAGGUCAUCUGAGAUAGACUGGCAGAAUUCAAGGCGCUAUAUCAGAAAUACAACAAGAUAUCUUCUCUCCUGAGAUGAAUGGGUUGUUUGCCAUGAAAAAAGACAUAAGAGAAGACCCUAGGAUUUUCUUGGCUGCUUAGAAUCUCCAGACACUCCUGAGUGGCUAAAUGCUCAAUCUUAGGGUGCUUCAAUAAAGCUUGGAACA
Otolemur garnettii (small-eared galago) is the source of this 646-nucleotide messenger RNA. It is a transcript of the gene CFAP97D1, whose product is annotated as CFAP97 domain containing 1. Bases 29 to 514 code for a protein of 161 amino acids. Gene Ontology annotation, biological process: sperm axoneme assembly. Lineage: Eukaryota; Metazoa; Chordata; Mammalia; Primates; Galagidae. The transcript has 6 exons. The record is from RefSeq and is a predicted model, not a curated record.